This is a messenger RNA of Oldenlandia corymbosa var. corymbosa, 2269 nucleotides long. The record is from the annotation of a GenBank genome assembly. Lineage: Eukaryota; Viridiplantae; Streptophyta; Magnoliopsida; Gentianales; Rubiaceae.
GUCAUAACCAAAGUUAUAUUCUAAGUCCCAUUUAUUUGGACUAGAUGAAUAUUGUUGAUAUCUUUUUAUUUAUUUAUUUUAUUCCACACGGAUUGUGUGUGUGCAAGAAUAGUUGGUAGCCUUGAAUAUGUACACCUAGGUUAGCGUUGAACUUGGUCAAGCUCAUAGACUUAAUUCCUAAUUUUUUUUAAAAAAGUAAUAGGCACCAUUAUUGAAGGCAAGUACAUAAUGAAUUAUUUGGAUCGUCACAUGCAAAAAUAAUUCGAUCAGCUUAAUUAUUAUUACUAUUACGUUAAUUUCUCAUUAAUUGAGAAGAUUCCCUCUAAUCUUCUGGUCUUGAUUUAUCAUUGAAAGAUUAAAUUUUAUUCUUCCGUUUUGUAAUUAUCUAAUGAUGAAUCUACAACUUCAAAUGCCAAGAAGGUUCUAUAUAUACGUUUGAAACGAAACAGAAGAAGAAGAAGAAGAAGAAGAAAUUUUAUUUCGGAAGAGUCAUCAUUAAUAUUAAACAUGGAGAUGAAACUAGCCCGUUUCCUUCUCCUUCUUCUACCUCUCUUCAUACUUUUUUCCUCUUUGAUUGAUCAAAGCUAUGGAAAAUUGCAUAGAGAAACUCAUAGUCAGUUUUUGAAGGCAAAAUUUAACCCAAAUUCCAAUAUUGAAAAUUCCCUUUUCGAAAAAUUGCAUGAUUAUCAGCCUACUUGUGACGACGAUCAAAAAGGGCUGAAAGAGAAAGACCGGAUUUCAAAACUUCCCGGACAACCGCCGGUCAGAUUCAAUCAGUACGGCGGUUAUGUCACCGUUGAUGAGUCUGCUGGUCGGGCUUUUUUUUACUACUUUACUGAGGCUCAAGAUCCCCAAAAGGCUAAAGAUUUACCUCUUCUCCUUUGGCUCAAUGGAGGUCCUGGAUGUUCCUCACUUUCCUAUGGAGCGUUUCAAGAACUUGGACCAUUCAGAGUUGGCAGUGAUGGCAAAACUCUCUUCGAAAAUAGAUUUGCUUGGAACAAAGCUGCAAACGUUUUGUUCUUGGAAUCUCCAGCUGGAGUAGGGUUUUCAUAUUCGAACACAACAUCAGAUUAUACGAUCGGUGGGGAUAUAAAAACUGCUCAAGAUAAUUACAUUUUCUUGAUAAAUUGGCUCGAAAGGUUUCCAGAAUAUAAAGGAAGAGAUUUUUACCUUGCUGGAGAGAGUUAUGCAGGGCAUUAUGUGCCUCAAUUAGCCCAUAAUAUUGUUUAUCAUAACAACAAGGCAAAUAAGACCAUCAUCAACCUCAAAGGAAUUCUGGUUGGAAAUGGAGUGAUCAAUGACGAGACAGAUAGUGUAGGGAUGUAUGAUUAUUGGGCAUCCCACGCUCUCAUUUCUCCUGAGACUUUGAAAGAAAUCCACACUCACUGUGAUUUCUCAAAGGGCGAUAAUUUGAGCACUGAGUGCCAAAGUAUUACUGAUGAAGCUGAUCAAUUGUUCAGAGAAAUUGAUGUUUAUAGCUUAUACUCUCCUCGGUGCUUCAGUGACAAUCUUACCACCAUUCCCAAGCCAUUCUCGAUAAUGAAUAUAGAUCCCUGUAGUGAAUACUACGUCUACGCGUACUUCAACCUGCCCGAAGUUCAAAAGGCAUUGCAUGCAAAUAUCACCAACAUUCCCUACGAUUGGGAACCAUGCAGUGACGUUCUAGCAAAUUGGACUGAUAGUGCAUCAACUGUGCUCCCUAUUCUUAGAGAAUUAACGGAAAAUGGAAUUCGAGUUUGGAAGUUUAGUGGUGAUGUUGAUGGAAGGGUACCCGUGACUGGAACACAAUACUCUCUGGAAAAACUGAAUUUCCCAAUUCAAUCUCCUUGGAGUGCCUGGUACCUAUCUGGGGAGGUCGGGGGAUUUGUUCAAUACUACAAGGAUAAUUUGACAUUUGUGACAGUAAGAGGAGCCGGUCACCAAGUGCCAAGUUAUAGACCAGACAGAAGUUUAUCACUUGUUUCGCACUUCCUUUCAAACACUCUUUUACCAUAUCACUAGGCCAUAGAGAAUACAGCGAUACUCUUUUUUUGUUUUUUAAUCUCUGAAAGGAUGGACACAUUUCAAUUAUUCAGGAGUAAGAUUAUCUUGCUUAGGAAAUUUCUCAAAUAUUGAACAAAAGUUAUAAUGACUUCUUCAGUACCUCUUCACUCUUCUUCUUUGAUUCAAAGUAGUUCUGGAAAUGUUUGGUUAUAAUUUUAAUGCUAGCUUUGUUGUUUAAAAAAAAACGAUGAUUGUAUUGUUUCUAAUUCAAUAAAGAGUACUAUAU